UGCAGACAGUGAAAUGUGACUUUACAUCAAUGUGUACGUGAUGGAUUGAACUCUUGUGGCUGCUGUGUUGGGUGGAGACUGAAAGUAUAAAAUGUUUGUGUCGUUUUUUUUUUUUUUUUUUAAAGCUCUCUGUGUGGGGAACAUGACAGCCAGACCAAAGCUCAGAGGUGAGAUGAGGAGAGGGAAUAAAAAAUGGGCCUGAACUUUCUGUUGUCAGCUAUUAUUGAUUUUAUCCAUCACACGAAUAACACAAACAAACAGCACUCAGAUGGAAGACAGAGAGAUUUUCACUCCUGAAACCUUUGGUUAAAUGUGGAGCCUUAUUUGGCCUCUUUCCCCUCUCACUAGCAUGUCAGAGUGAUAGAAGUGGAGGCUUUAGGUUUUGUAGUUUCAUUCAGCACCAUGGUCUUCUAUCUACCUGCAGAAGUGAGCUCGCUAUAACAACCAGAUUAAAUAUGGUCACUUGCGAUUCAACUUCCAUCUGCUCCUCAACACGUUUGCUGGAUGAUUCAGGGCUUUGGCCAACGUCUAGGACUACAUUACCGCUGCUGCUGCUGCUGCUGGCAGUAACUGCAGCCAAAAAGCUUUGACAAAGAAGCAGCACAGACCAGACUCUGCUGGACCUGGACCUGGGCCCAGCUGUGUGUCCAUGAUGAGUGACGGGUUUAUGUAUGAUCAGAGGGUGGACCAUGGUGGAGAGCACAGGUUAAAAGAAGAUCUGAAGAAGCAUUUCUGUGAACUCACACUGGACACAGACACAGCACACAGAUACCUCAAACUGUCUGAUAACAACAAGAAGGUGACAUAUGUGGAGGACAAGCAGUCAGAUCAUUGUCACCCAGACAGAUUUGACCACUGGGUUCAGCUGCUGUGCAUUAAUGGUCUGACUGGUCGCUGUUACUGGGAGGUCGAGUGGAGAGGAAGAGUUUAUAUAUCAGUGAGUUACAGAGGAAUCAGCAGGAAAGGAAAGAGUGGUGACUGUUUGUUUGGAUGGAACGAUAAGUCCUGGUGUCUGAGUUGCUCUUAUGAUGUUGGUUACUCUGUCCGUCACAAUAAGACUAAAACACCCAUCCCCUCCUCCUCUGUGUCUAAGAGAGUAGCAGUGUAUUUGGACUGUCAUGCUGGCAUUCUGUCCUUCUACAGAGUCUCCUCUGACACACUGAUCCACCUCCACACCUUCAACACCACAUUCACUGAACCUCUGUAUCCUGGGUUUGGGUUUGGGUCUGGUUCCUCAGUGUCUCUGUGUCCUCUGUCUGAGUGAGAGUCUCCUCCUGUGGAGACAAACAGUCACACUGCUGAGUGAAGACAGCUGCUGAAAUCACUGUUCACUCUGUUCAGCAGUGAACAAUAGAAACAGGAAGUGACAGCAGCUUCCUGUGUUUAAAUGUUGAUGGUGGACGAGGUUUCACUCUGGUUUCAUUUGGAUCACUGACUGUGCUUUAAUGUCAGAAUAUAGUUUCUAUUAGAAGUAGUGAAAUGAUUUCCUCUGGACUGAAUUGAUGUGUAAAAACUGUGUUGACUCUGAUAUUCACUUCAGUAAAGUUUUCUUGGAGCAGCAUCUAGCAGCUGUUAGUGGCUGUUAGUUAUUCCAUUUUAUCAGGAUCUUAAAGUGAAGUUUUUCCUGAAAAUGUCCACCAGACAUCCCAGUCUGUUUGACAUCAGCUCAGUUUGUGUUCAAUCAUUAACAUCAACGUAUGUUUCUAUGUGAUGUCAAGUGUCUGACAUGUAUGUAUAUAAUAACAUGUAUGGGCUGCUUUCCUUUAGUUUUUCUUGCCUCUGCAGGUGAUGUAAAUAUUAUCUUGUAAGUCCAUGUUUGCUGGGCAGCUUUGGUUGUUUUAUACUUCAAUAAAAAUAUUCAUUCAUAUUA
This is a messenger RNA of Scomber scombrus (Atlantic mackerel), 1870 nucleotides long. RefSeq names its product stonustoxin subunit beta-like. The transcript is spliced from 4 exons. NCBI's taxonomy places the organism in Eukaryota, Metazoa, Chordata, Actinopteri, Scombriformes, Scombridae. The record is from RefSeq and is a predicted model, not a curated record. The coding region runs from base 650 to 1264 and encodes 204 amino acids. Gene Ontology annotation, molecular function: protein binding.